Fundulus heteroclitus (mummichog) is the source of this 1398-nucleotide messenger RNA. Its product is annotated as U8 snoRNA-decapping enzyme-like. The record is from RefSeq and is a predicted model, not a curated record. Lineage: Eukaryota; Metazoa; Chordata; Actinopteri; Cyprinodontiformes; Fundulidae. The transcript has 5 exons. Gene Ontology annotation, biological process: sno(s)RNA catabolic process; mRNA catabolic process. Gene Ontology annotation, molecular function: snoRNA binding; phosphodiesterase decapping endonuclease activity. Gene Ontology annotation, cellular component: nucleus. The coding region runs from base 374 to 1114 and encodes 246 amino acids.
UUCCAGUCUGCAAUUGCAUAGCUGAGCUAAAAUGUUUGGCUGAGCCACAAAAGGGAGGUUUUAUAUAUAUACACCGGUCUGCCUACAAUCCAACCUUCACCUAUGGUUAGUAGGCCAGUGAUGAUGGAUGCCUUUCUCUGAUGGGAUCAGCUCAGAGUUAAAUGUGAAGCUGUGCUAAAAGUAACCGCGGUGAUGGGACUUUCCCACUGAGUGUGUCAGCAUUUGUAAUCAAGCAACACAUUUGAGGUGCACUGGUAUGAACUGUUCAUGAAGAUAUAUUUCAGGGGUUUGUGACCCUGCGCCAUACACAUAGGGGGAGCUAAAGUGUUUGCUAUCAAGAGGAAAAGAUUUUCCUUCAGACUUCCUCCUUUCCAUGACUUCCUCUAAAUGCAGAGAUUUCUCCUGGCUUAUCGGCUGGUUGCAGUCAGGACUCUUGGCUCAGCACAUAAAGAAGGGAAAACAGAUGGCGAGUGGACAGCUGUCGAGGGACGAAGCGCUGGAAUGCUCUCACAGCAGGCAUGCAUGCCACGUGAUGCUCUACUCUGAUACGGCAUCUCAGCUGUUUGGCAGGAUUCCCAUCAGGCACGUUGUACUGAUGCAGAUGCGCUUCGACGGUCUGCUGGGCUUCCCUGGCGGUUUGGUUGAGCCCUCGGAGGAGACCCUGGAGGAGGGGCUUACCAGGGAAUUGUUGGAGGAGCUGGGUGUAGCCGUGCCAGUUUCCAUAGAGGACCACGUGGCGUCUUCCUUUGCCCCUUCUCGUCCAGGCUCCUCCUCCCGCUUGAUGCUUCACUUUUACGUGAAGAAGAUGGAGGAAGAGGGGAUUCUAGAGGUCGAGAAAGCAGCCGUGUCCACCGCAGUCGAUCACGGUCUCGAGGUCAUGGGAAUGGUCCGAGUCCCUCUUUACACCACUAAAUCCGACGGAGGCCUCCCCUUCUUCCUGUCGCACUCGUUCAUAGGCAACGCUCGCUCCCAGCUGGUGGACUCUCUGCUGCGCCUCCACCUGGUGUCCCCUCAGGAGCUGCGGCAUGCUCUCAGGAGCUCCCAGAGGAAGCACUCGGAGGCAGCGCGGGACCUGCGCGCGGCUCUGGAGCUGACAGAGGCGCCGAGAAGAUGACUCGAAAACACGUCCCCACGUUCGCAUCCUGACAUGAACGCUUACCAGAACUUGCAAUUCUUCCCACGCAUGACUAAUAAUUGUUUUUUCUAUGCAUCAUUCUUUAAGCAAGGCCUCAUCACUUCCUUUUCAGUUAAUGGAAACAAAUUCCCUCUAUGGUUUUUUAAGCUUCUGUCUCUUCACUCCCUCAUCAGCAUAUGUUUGAUUUUUCUCCUAAAAUCUCAGCAGCAUUUACUGUAACGAAUAUUCAUAAAGGAUCAGGUUUUUAAUACAGUCGCUCAUGA